AUGUUCAGAAUCCUCAUCCGCCAGACAGUUAAGGUUAUUCCCCGACAAUUCCAGGUUACGUCCAGGGUGGGCGGGCCCCGUACGUUGGCCCUGCCAGUUACGAUACACUCAUUCGACGCUAUUUCCCGGACGUCGGCCCCCAGGUCUACAUCGCCCGCGAGCGCGAGAAAGAGGCUAUGGAGCGUGGUGAAUACGUGGAUAUCCACGCUAUCGGUAACCUGGACCCGCGGGAUUAUGAUGUUUUGAUCCCGGAUGUUGAUGAUAAGAAAUUGCGAGGUGAGAUUGCGGAGAUAGUGGGCAUACCAUACCACGCGAAGGUGACUAGGGAGGAUACCGAUAGGGUGAUCGAGAUCGGCCAUUGUUACCUAUACGGCCGGACUGGUAGGACUAUAUUUCCGGCAGUUGUUGGUGAUGAUGAUCGGGCUCAUUGGGUUUUUUUCAUCGUGAACACUGCAUCUCCUUUGACUUAUCUUUCAGCCCAACUGAGUGCUCCUCCCUGUCAGCAGGAGGCCCGCUGCUAACUGCUCUAGACGAAUGACCUCUUUGGUAUCGCGGUGGAUGAACUGUGGCCGAGUCUUGUCACGAUUGCUGGACAUCACUAG
Molecule: messenger RNA, 602 nt
Organism: Tuber aestivum (summer truffle)
Lineage: Eukaryota; Fungi; Ascomycota; Pezizomycetes; Pezizales; Tuberaceae
Source: the annotation of a GenBank genome assembly